AUGCCUGCAUCGUCUGUCGCCGCGCGCCUGCGGAAGGCGAUCGCGACGCGCGAUCGGAAACGCAAGGCUUCGUUCGAGCGGUGGGUCAAGAAGCCGUGGGUGAAAGCGGCGUGGGUGGCGAAGGCCAGGGAGGUGGUUCAGGAGCUCAAGUGGGAGGUGUCGAAGUACAUGGGAAAUGCUAAGGAGGCCAACAGGCGCGCCGACCUCGUCACGACUGUCCUUAACAAGAACAAAAGCGUGAUCAGCGCACUGCGGCCUCUGGAGAAGCUGCAGAAGCUGACCUCCCAGCGGAACCGCUUCUGUCGGACCGCCAGGCCCGCCGAGGUGGCGCGCUACUGGUGGUGCGCCACGAGCCCCAAGCAGCGCGGCUCCGACAGUCUGUUUUGGCUCGAGAACGGUUCGCGCCUCCUUGCAAUCCAGUCCGCGCCGCUGCCCGUGCUUCCACGGCCUAGCAUGGCGAGCGCCCCCGCCGCUAGCGUAGCCACGCUGGGCGAGGUCGCGUACGACGCCGUGGGCGACGCGAAGCUCACCUUCGAGGAGGCGCUCCCCAUGGUGAGCGGGUGCAAAAUGGAUUACCACCCCCAGAAAGCUAUCAAGAAGGACAGGCUGUCCAUUGCAGGCGACCUUACCAUCUUCGAUCUUCCCAUUAUUCCGAUCUCGCGGGGUAUCUCCACGAAGCUAGUGGCUUUUGCGGACGUGAUUUCGAGUUACGAGGGGGCUUUAAAUUUCGCGCAGAUACACGAAUUCUGCUGCCAGGGUCGGUACAAAGACUUGCAGGCUCCUCUGUCGUUCAAGCACGAGCCAGUCGUCCCGUACACCAUGCAGAUAUUCAUUACGCGUCAGAAGCCCGAGGCGCAUAAGAUCGACUACGGAAAUAACUGCAGGUUGGGUUCCGCUGCUUUCCAACUUAUGCUGAAGAAGCUGGAAGGGUUCCAGAUCAGGUACUUCACGCUGAAGCCGCAGAACGAGCGCAAGCAACCACUGGCGGAGGACGAGCGCGUCGCGGGCUACAAGUUCAUCCGCGAAAAAGGCCCGCGCUCCAACAACCGCAACCAGUUCAUGGAGUGGACGGACACGCAGGUGGAGACGGCGUUGAGGAACUACCAGAAGGGCAGGACCAACGCGAAGCCCAUCGCGCGCUGGACUUUGACCUUGGAGGAUGUCGCCCUUUGGUUCCUGAACAACGUGCUGAAGCACAUGAUAGGCAACCUCCACAUGCAUGGAAUCCUCUGGUGCGGCAAGUCCAGGGCCGGCAAGAGCAACUGCUCGAAGACGCUGGCUUUUCUGCACUCCGCCUUCAACGUCCAGAGGACGGGCUCUGACGCCGAGAUCGCCUUCCUGACGGUGAAGCACAUGGACUUCUUCAAGGCCGAGCCGACUACCGAGGUCUUGCCUGGCAUCUUCGACGACGGCCUCCUUCAGAAGCGCCCCGCGGACAUCUUGAAGUCGUUCCUCAAUCCGAAGGAAGAGGAUGCCUUGCUGUGGGCUCGGUGGGGCGGCUGUGCCUUUGAACAGAAGUCGUCCGGGCAGGCCGUAGCCAACCCCUACGACAGGGAGGCGGAGCGGGCGGCGCUGGCAGCCGCGACGCUGGCAGCGACCGUUGGCGCAUACCAAUCCGUUGCCCCGAAGAGCCGUGCUGCGUACAGCGACAAGAGUAAGGACCCUCCCCGCUUCAGCGCGGAGCGCUUCAAUGCUCAUUACAAGCAUCUGAAACUGUCGCACGGCAUAGUUUCCCACGAUGCCGAGCAGUGGGCCGUCGUCGACCGCGUGCGCGUCGUGCGCCCGAACGGGCGCACCGAGACGCUCCUUAAACAAAAAAGACACGCAGUGCUGCGAUGGCUUGUGGCCUGA
Molecule: messenger RNA, 1851 nt
Organism: Prorocentrum cordatum
Lineage: Eukaryota; Dinophyceae; Prorocentrales; Prorocentraceae
Source: the annotation of a GenBank genome assembly